CUGGCUGGCACCGCUGGCACCUCCGCUGGUCAAAGGAACGCGUCCUCUGGCUUGGUUCUUGAAUCGCUAGGAUCUGUAUCCGUGUAUAACGAGAACGAGUAACGGGGACGAGUAACAAACAGGCUGCGAACAUUUACAGGCACAUUACAGGCCUCGUACAGGCAGAGCAACGGACAAUGGAGCAAACGAACAUGUAAUUAUGACGUAAAAUGUCUUUACUGGGGUGUUUUCCAUUUCAGACGUUCGAAACGAUGUGAUAUACGAAGGUAAACGUCCACGUGCUCGUUCGUGUGCGCUUAACGUAAAUUAUCUUAAGACGAGAGAAAAUCUUGUAAAAUGCUUUCGUUGUUUGAAUUUGUUCGUGACGAAAGUAGUUGAGAGGCAGACAGUAAAGUGGUAAAAGAUGAUCAGAAUGAAUCGUCUAGUCUCACCGAGCGUAGUCCCACCAGUUCCAUUUGACGUAUGUCGACACAAAGGAAUAUAAUUAAUCGGUACUAUGUUUUGAAAAAUGCCAUCUGAGAUCGAUACGAAGGAUACGAAGGAUACUGAGGAAGACAGCGGAGAGAAUGAGUCGGAAGAACAGUCUGUCGCGUUGCUAAUGGUUCCCGUGGGUAACGAAGGAUGCCAGGCUCCCGUGAAACGUGUGGAAACCGGCGCUACGACCAUAAGAAUAAGUAACGAUGGUAAAGAAGCGUUUAUGUCUGGUAUAACGAAUGAGUUCAUAGAACGAGGUGAAAAUGCUUCUGUAGCAUUAGAACCACGUGAUGACCACUGUUCGUCGGACGAGAAUGGUUUAGAAGGAGCGUCCGCUCCCAUUUGCGAAGGAGAAGAAGGAAUCGACGAUGGGACGAGCAAUGUUCAGUCGACGUUGAGUCGCGUCGAAAACGUGUCAGACGCUAAGUGUUCUAAAUUGGAAUCCGACCACACUGGAGGCGGCACACAGUCGAGAACUGUUACCGAUGCCACUCGGGCAUCGUCAGGCUGUCACGUUGCUAAUGUUCCCGGUAUAUUGACCGAGGAGACUGCACAACACAAUUCAACCGAGACGCUCGCGUCGCUGUUUCAUAAGAACUUGACGAGAAAAAAGUGUUUUCUGGCGACCGUGGACGAUACGGGUUUUCAAUACGGGAAGGGAACGUAUGCAGAGCAGCUACCCCUAUCUUCCAGAAACAUGAUUAGAAAGAAACAAUUUUUUAGCAAAGAUUUACAACCUAGUAGCACGGAGUUACGGUUCGAGGAAGAUGUGGGUGACAGCCGCAACAAUAACGGUGAUCAUUCGUUUGGCGCCGAUAAUAAGGAUUCUGCGAGAGACGGUUGUAAUUUCUCUGUAGAGGGUAUACCCUCUUGUAGUUCGAACGAACGUUCACAAAUAUUACCCUGCACGUCGACGAAUGGAAGAACGCAUACUGCCAUUGCACAUAAACCAUUAUUAAAUGUAACAGAGAAUAAUAAUAAGCGUACAAGUGAAAAUUUAAACACAUCAAACGAUGCUACUGCUGCUGCUGCUGCUGCUGCUGGUUCGCACAUGUUCAAAGGUGUGCCAAAAAUGCAGAACGCUUUGGCACAAGGCUUGGUACAACGUACUUGUAACGAUGUAAUGAAGAAACCGUUUAAACUGCCGAUUUUAGAAAAUUUACCGGAGAGCGUUGCUGCUCGACAAACUCGAGAGUUCGAAGAAAAUGCUGUGGCAUUGUUGCCACGAUCGUUGUCGAGCGACGUUAAAAAGGAUCAGCAUUUGGAGGAAGCCCAGGGGAUAGAGAUAGAGCCCCGUUCAUCGAAUAGCAGCGAUGCAAGCAAUUCCGAUACGGAAUCACAGCAAACGGUUCUAGGUCGCAGUGGGACCAAAAAGAGGCCGUGCGACACGAAUGGUGUCGUAACGAAAGAAGGCGUGGAAUAUUAUCAAUUGUGGCGAAGUACGGAAGGGUUCUCGGAAGCUCUUCCCGAAGGUUUAUACGAACCGUUGUAUCCGAAUCCUCCGCCGGUUCCACCACGGGUGUCGCACAGACUGUUACACAGAACCGGGCCACCGGAAUUACCGAAAAGACAUCCCCGAAAAUAUUCUGCACCCGUGCACCCGGAAGAUUUCUUUGGAUUUGAAAUCGUAGACGUCGACGAAGCUUCGAAUUCAAAGUCGCGAAGAGCGGUGACCAAGAGCAUAGCGUUGUUGAGUUCGCCAAGGGCACCGGCACUCCCGGGACUGUCGUCGGAUCAAGCGUCGUCGGAGAAACCAACGUCGAGUUUAGCAAGUCAGUUAGAAUGCCCACCGACGCCUACGCAUCGACCUAAACCGUUGCGUCCGUUACCGAUGUGCAACCAGACAACGUCGAACGUACCGUUGUCGGGAUCCGAGGAACCUCUUCCUCCAUCAUGGGAAGCAAGAAUCGACAGUCACGGUCGGGUAUUCUAUAUAGAUCACAUUAAUCGAACGACAACUUGGCAGAGGCCCAGUUUAACCACGCGGAGCACCGGUUGCGAUCUACGGAGGCAGCAAUUGGACAGACGUUAUCAGAGCGUUCGUCGAACUAUAUCUCGACCGGACAAUAUCGAUCGCGAUCCGUCGUCGUCGUCGUCCAGCUCGCAACAACAACAACAACAACAACAACAACAACAACAUCACGUGAACGGGAAUAACUCGGCGGAAAACCCCGAGCGAUCCAACAACGAACCAACCAACAACGAACGAACCGAGAGGAACGAGAGAACGGAAAUAGAACCAUUCGACCUCGCCACCAGCCCCCCAGUAUUAUUCUUAACGAGGCCCGACUUCUUCACAGUAUUACAUAGCCACGCGGAAGCGGUGGAACUGUAUAAUCGUAGCCCUAGCCUGAAGCAUAUGAUCAGUAAGAUUCGAAGAGACACGGCCGCCUUUCCGAGAUACGAACAUAACAGAGACCUGGUCGCGUUGAUCAACUUCUUUGCCGAUCCGUCGAAGGAACUACCGAGAGGUUACGAUUCGAAACUCGACAGGACGGGCAAAAGAUUCUUCAUUUGCCACGCUAGAAAAGCAACGUCCUUCAUCGAUCCGAGAUUGCCUACCGAGCCAGCACACACGCGAGCGUCGUUGGACGAGGCACCGGUACCACCGCCUAGACCGCAGCAAUCGGCUGUCACGACUACACCGGACAUACCUGUAGCUUAUAACGACAAAGUCGUCGCGUUCCUACGUCAGCCGAAUAUCAUGGACAUCCUGAAGGAGAGACACUCCGCGCUUGGGCAAAAUAUCGCGCUUCGGGAGAAAGUCAACACGAUAAGAAUCGAAGGCACGGCUGCUUUGCAACGAUUGGGUCACGACGUACCCUUGGCGCUGUUAUUAAGUUUGUUCGAACAAGAGAUCAUGUCGUAUGUACCUGGAAGCGUGGGCAGAUCGCCGCUGGGUAGUCCGCAUGCGUCGCCCGGUUUGACGAGAGCCUCUGCCAGGGCCCCAGCCCCGCACAGAAGGGAUUUCGAAGCAAAACUUCGAACGUUCUACAGGAAACUUGAGAGCAAAGGAUACGGGCAAGGGCCAGGAAAAUUGAAAUUGCACAUUAGAAGAGAGCAUUUUUUGGAAGACGCUUUUACUCGUAUCAUGGCAGCUUCGAAGAAGGAUUUACAAAAGAGCAAAUUAGUGAUCAUGUUCGACGAGGAGGAAGGCGUGGAUUACGGUGGACCGUCGCGUGAAUUUUUUUUUCAUCUGUCGCGCGAACUUUUCAACCCUUACUACGGGUUGUUCGAGUAUUCCGCUAACGACACGUACACCGUACAAGUGUCGCCGAUGUCGGCUUUCGUGGAUAAUUACCACGACUGGUUCAGAUUCUCCGGUAGAGUGUUGGGAUUGGCUUUGGUACAUCAAUAUCUUCUCGAUGCCUUUUUCACGAGGCCGUUUUACAAAGCUCUCCUCCGAAUACCGGCGAGCCUCAGCGAUUUGGAAAGUUUGGAUCAAGAGUUUCAUCAGAGUCUGAUGUGGAUCAAAGAGAGGGACAUAAGCAUCGAGCCGUUAGAGUUGACCUUCUCCGUGACGGAGGAGCUGUUGGGACGAGUGGCCGAACGGGAACUAAAACCGGGCGGCAGAAACAUCGCCGUUACCGAGAAGAAUAAAAAGGAAUAUCUCGAACGCGUCGUACGUUGGAGACUCGAACGAGGAAUCGCCGAACAAACGGAGUCGUUGGUGCGCGGAUUCUACGAGGUCGUGGAUCCGCGAUUGGUAUCGGUGUUCGAUGCACGUGAAUUGGAACUGGUGAUAGCCGGGGCAGCAGAGAUCGAUCUGAACGACUGGAGGGCUCACACCGAAUACAGAAGCGGUUAUCACGACGCUCAUCCGGUCGUGGAGUGGUUUUGGAGCAGCAUCAGUCGAUUUACCAAUGAACAACGGCUGAGAUUACUACAAUUCGUCACUGGUACGUCGAGCAUUCCGUACGAAGGAUUCGCGGCUUUACGCGGAUCCACAGGGCCGCGAAAGUUUUGCAUUGAAAAAUGGGGAAGACCCAACAGUUUGCCCAGGGCUCAUACGUGCUUCAAUCGUUUGGAUCUUCCACCGUAUCCUACGCCUGAAAUUUUAUACGAAAAGCUGUUGUUGGCAGUGGAAGAAACGAACACCUUCGGGAUAGAGUAAGUCGCGCAGACGACCCGAACGACCAUCUGCUGUGCACCAAGUUUCGUUCGAACCACAAGUAUUAACAGAUCCAAAGACCCGUCAUUGGUAAUGGUAAUUCUACCUAUCGUUCUCGAAUCUCGAGUGAUCCGCGAUUCCAUUCUUUAGAUGCCAGCGGCAGAAUCAAAACUGUAUCAAAAUGUAAAUAUUUAAGAGAGAGAAAGAGAGAGAGACAGAGAGAGACCGUUUCGCGCGCAUAUUUUGAACGUAUUUUCUCGACACGAUUCUGAUACGACAUACUUACGUAUAAUAAUGUCUCGUAAAAAUACUCUUGGAACAAAUCGUUCGACGAAAACGAUGCUGAAGUAGCUGACUGUUGCGUUUUCACAGAAGGACAUGUACCAUAGUUACAUUGCUAAUUUAUUAAUUUAUUCCGUAGUUAGUUAGUUAAUUAGUUAGUAGAUACGAUAAUGAUUUCUAGUCCAUUCGAACGUUGAAUAUCGUUGCUAUUUUUUCCGAAUAUUUCCAACUAUUCCACGCAUUCCAAUUCUUUUUAGAGUCGUCAUGAUUAAUUUACAUUAGCUGCGCGAACCAGAACCAGAUGUUUAGAAAAUAACAAAUUUUUACUGCAUAUUUAGAUGCGAUACACGAUGCGUCGUGCACGAUCUCGGGAGAUGCCGCAGACUAUUAUAAACGUCCUUCCGAUCGGUUCGUCGGCGUGAUCGUCGAGAAAGAUCGACAAACAAUGCGAAAUCGAUAAGAACAACGGGGAUAAUGAUUAAUCGUUGUCAGCUUUAGGUUCCGGUUCCGCGUUUGAACAGCUUACCGAGUGGUCGAGUCGAUGCGUAAAACAUGGUUCGCAAUUUUGUUACGUUGAGACUAACUUCAAAAGAAGCACUAGCCAAGAAUUAUUACUAUAUAUAUACACACACACACACACGCGCGCGCGCGCGUUUGUUACUCGAAGGAUUGGUGGUUAGUGGAUAUGUACAUACAUACAUACAUACAUACAUAGACACACACACACACAUAUACACUCCCUCCCAUGCUUCAAGAUUCAACCUCUACCUCUUGAACUUCAAAUAUCGCUUAGG
This is a messenger RNA of Ceratina calcarata, 5661 nucleotides long. RefSeq names its product E3 ubiquitin-protein ligase HECW2-like. The transcript has 10 exons. The record is from RefSeq and is a predicted model, not a curated record. Gene Ontology annotation, biological process: regulation of dendrite morphogenesis; protein ubiquitination; ubiquitin-dependent protein catabolic process. Gene Ontology annotation, molecular function: protein binding; ubiquitin protein ligase activity. NCBI's taxonomy places the organism in Eukaryota, Metazoa, Arthropoda, Insecta, Hymenoptera, Apidae. Bases 509 to 4588 code for a protein of 1359 amino acids. Gene Ontology annotation, cellular component: cytoplasm.